Messenger RNA from Thelazia callipaeda (thelaziosis nematode), 480 nucleotides. Lineage: Eukaryota; Metazoa; Nematoda; Chromadorea; Rhabditida; Thelaziidae. The record is from the annotation of a GenBank genome assembly.
AUGACGGAACUCGUUCGUGCACAAUCUGCACUUGUCUUGAGACCAUCUCAUACUGCGACGAUUUAUCGAGCACGAUCAGUACCAGAUCUUACUCUUUACAGUCGUUAUACAUCUGCCUGGCCAUAUCGUUACUACCGAAACUGGGAUUUGUAUGAUGACUACUGGUACGAUCGUUAUUACUCCUACAGUCCAUUGUAUCGUAGUACAUUUUAUCCCCGUCGUUACUACUAUACAAAUUACACAUUGAAUCCAUACAGUUAUUGGAACUAUCCAUACAGUUACUGGAGUCGUUACAAGGAAUAUUUGCAUAGUUAUCCAUCAUAUUACAGUCGUUAUCAUUAUUAUUACGACGAUUAUCCACGCUAUCGUCCUUCAUAUUCAUAUCCGUAUCGUUCAACUUAUUUUUAUUCGCCAUCUGAUCGAUACUGGCUUUCCUCUGUCUACUGGGAUCGACGUUUUAAAGUAUGUGAUCUUAGUUAA